Messenger RNA from Hylaeus volcanicus, 1096 nucleotides. RefSeq names its product ras-related protein Rab-21 (gene Rab21). Lineage: Eukaryota; Metazoa; Arthropoda; Insecta; Hymenoptera; Colletidae. The transcript is spliced from 4 exons. The coding region runs from base 274 to 924 and encodes 216 amino acids. Gene Ontology annotation, molecular function: GTPase activity; GTP binding. Gene Ontology annotation, biological process: Rab protein signal transduction. The record is from RefSeq and is a predicted model, not a curated record.
CCAUCUAUCGGCGAUACGUUUGAAGUAAGAAUAGAUGUUUUUGCUUCUUGUUUGUCGGUGGUCACUGAAAUGAAAACAGCUGAUUGUUUCGUUUUGACGUUGUCCAAUAGAAAUAAAAAUAUAAAUACGUACUGCCGCAGCUCAGUCAUUGUUCCAAAUCGUUAUGAUGGACACUUGCUAAUAUACUCUGUAAACAAUACAAUCGAUCAUUAUUCGGCGUAAUAAUAAGCUUGAUAUUAUUUCCUAAGUACAUAGAUUAGUUAUUUGCAAAUUAUGGCCAAUUCGGUUAGUAGCAAUGUUAAUGGUUAUAAUUUCAAAGUGGUUUUGCUCGGUGAAGGAUGCGUCGGGAAAACUUCUGUUGCAUUGCGGUACGUGGAGGACAAGUUUAAUGAUAGACACAUCAGCACAUUACAGGCUUCAUUUUUAAAUAAAAAAUUAACUAUAAACGGAAAGAAGGUAAACUUAUCGAUAUGGGAUACAGCUGGUCAGGAAAAGUUCCAUGCACUAGGACCUAUCUAUUACAGAAUGUCUAAUGGUGCAAUUUUAGUUUAUGAUAUUACAGAUGAAGAUACGUUUCAGAAGGUAAAAAGUUGGGUCAAGGAGCUCAAAAAAAUGUUAGGCAGUGAAAUUUGUUUAGCGAUAGCUGGAAAUAAAGUUGAUUUAGAGAAGGAUAGAAGUGUUUCUAUAGAAGAAGCUGAAGAAUAUGCUAAACAAGUUGGAGCUAUGCACUUUCAUACCUCUGCUAAAUUAAAUCAAAAUAUCGAAGAAAUGUUUUUGGAUUUAACACAGCAGAUGAUGCAACACGCGGACGAGGUAGAACAAAAGUCUACAUUAACAAGGACGAACAGUACGCGUCGCAAUGUCGUUGUAGUCGAAGAUGAGGCUGAAGAAACAGAACCAGUCAAGACUUCUUGCUGUUCUUAAUUUCGGAUGUUUAGUUUGAAAUGGUUCUAAUUAUGAACAAGUCGUAUAUAUAAAUGUAUAUAUAUACAUAUUACACAUAUAUAUGGAAAAAUUUGUUCAAAAUUGCAUUGAUACAAUGCAAAAAAUGUACUAUCGCAUUUUAGUACAGAACCAAAUAUAUUUUUUGUUUAUA